CAUUCCAUUCACAGUACAAAGAUAGCACCAGCACUCCACUAAAAUGUUGGAAAAAGAAAAGGAAAGGUCGCUGAGUGAGAAGUGUGUUUGCUUUGCAGGGCACCAUGCCGUCGACUCUGAAGCAUCCUUCACAUGUGCCCAUGUGGAAGGGCGUCAAGGUAGCCUACGCCAUCGUUGCGCUCUGCUUCUACCCCCUGGCCAUCGGUGGCUUCUGGGCCUACGGAAACCAGAUCCCUCCGAACGGCAUCCUGAGCGCCCUGUACAAGUUCCACAGCCACGAUGUGUCCCGGCUGGUGCUGGGGAUCACCACGCUGCUGGUGAUCAUCAACUGCCUGACCACGUUCCAGAUCUACGCCAUGCCCGUGUACGACAACAUGGAGGCCGGGUACGUGCACCGGAAGAACCGUCCGUGCCCCCGGUGGCUGCGCUCGGGCUUCCGCGCCUUCUUCGGCGCCGUCAACUUCCUCAUCGCCGUCGCGCUGCCGUUCCUGUCGGAGCUCGCCGGCGUCCUGGGAGGGAUCGCGCUUCCCGUCACGCUGGCGUACCCGUGCUUCAUGUGGGUGGCCAUCAAGAAGCCGCGCAAGGGCACGGCGACGUGGAACGUCAACUGGGCUCUGGGCAUCCUCGGGAUGAGCAUAAGCUUUGUGCUCAUAGUCGGGAACCUCUGGGGUCUCGUGGAGAAAGGCUUGCGUGUCAAGUUCUUCAAGCCUGCGGAUGUCCAGUGAACGCGUGCAAAAUUGUCAAAAACUCGGGGUCUCGAUUCCUAAUGAAAUAUGACGUUUGGUGUUGUGUACCUUGACAAUUUUCAAAGAAGCAAAGUAGAACUAAGACCAUUGAGGUGCUAA
Panicum virgatum (switchgrass) is the source of this 845-nucleotide messenger RNA. RefSeq names its product lysine histidine transporter-like 8. Lineage: Eukaryota; Viridiplantae; Streptophyta; Magnoliopsida; Poales; Poaceae. The coding region runs from base 105 to 725 and encodes 206 amino acids. Gene Ontology annotation, cellular component: plasma membrane. The transcript has 2 exons. The record is from RefSeq and is a predicted model, not a curated record.